AUGUAUAAUCCUCUCAUUCUUUAUCAUUUUGUUUUGCCAUUUUCUUUCUUUUUCUCUUUGUUUUCCUUCCUUUCAUUCUUCUUUCUUUCUUUCACGUUUUCUUACGACAUUUCUUUUUCCUCUUUUCCUUCCAUCAUUCUUUAUAAACUCUUUAUGUCUUUAUUCUCUAUCACUAUGUUCUCUUGUUUCUUUAGUUUUAUUGUCCUUCUUUCAUUUUAUAUGAUUAUCUAUAUUCUUUUCUAUGUUCCGUCAUUCUUUAUUACUAUCUCUUUCUUUAUGCUUCAUCAAUUUCUUCUUUCCUUUCCCGCUUCCUUCAUUUUCUAUAACAUGCCCCAUUUUGCAUUCUCUAUUCUUUUCUAUCACUUUCUUUUUCUUUCUUUAAUUUCUAUCCUUCAGUCUUUCCCUUUUUCUUCCUUUUUCUUCUCUAUUAAUUUUUCUUUCAUUUUUUCCUCCAUUCAUUAUCACUCUUUUACUUCUUCUUUCUCUAUAACUCUUUCUUUUUUUCCAUUUCUAUUACAGUUUAUUUCUUUCUAA
Molecule: messenger RNA, 534 nt
Organism: Acanthosepion pharaonis
Lineage: Eukaryota; Metazoa; Mollusca; Cephalopoda; Sepiida; Sepiidae
Source: the annotation of a GenBank genome assembly